UGAGUUAGAAGACUUAUCUAAUCAACCUAAUAUAAAAAAAUUAUCUGAUACUGAUGAUUCAAGUUCUGUUAGUGAAGAUGAAAAUAUACUAUCAGCAGCUUUAGUUACAUUAAUUUUAAAUUCUAGGAUAAAAAGUUUACGAUUCGCUACAAAUACUCAACAAACAAAUACAAGAAUUAAACUUCAAGAUGAUGAUUUUUUUGCUAAAGUUUUUAACUUAGAAGAAUCAAAUAAUAAUACAAUAGAAUUUGAAGAAAACAAA
Racocetra persica is the source of this 262-nucleotide messenger RNA. NCBI's taxonomy places the organism in Eukaryota, Fungi, Glomeromycota, Glomeromycetes, Diversisporales, Gigasporaceae. The record is from the annotation of a GenBank genome assembly.